Messenger RNA from Hemibagrus wyckioides, 1446 nucleotides. RefSeq names its product cilia and flagella associated protein 20 (gene cfap20). NCBI's taxonomy places the organism in Eukaryota, Metazoa, Chordata, Actinopteri, Siluriformes, Bagridae. The transcript is spliced from 6 exons. The record is from RefSeq and is a predicted model, not a curated record. The coding region runs from base 367 to 948 and encodes 193 amino acids. Gene Ontology annotation, cellular component: ciliary basal body; motile cilium. Gene Ontology annotation, biological process: positive regulation of cell motility; cilium assembly; regulation of cilium beat frequency involved in ciliary motility.
UCUGACCACAGAGAGAGAGAGAGAGAGAGAGAGACUCCUCAUUUGGACUAAAUCCUGACAAAUUUCUCGGGGAAAGCUUAUAUUUUGUCACACACAGACUUACUGAAUACUGAAAUUAGUGCUGAAACAUUUCCGCGUUUUUUCACAAUAUAAUACGAUUUGCCGAUUUGUUAAGGAAUAAUAUAUAUAUUAUCUUUUGUUGUGGAACGUUUGAUCGAGAUUUUGUUGCUACCCGGAGCGUUUAUUUUAAGGCGCAAGCUCAGGCUGCUAGGAGCGCUGUAAACAGAAGCGCGGUUACAUAUAUAUAUAUGUGUGUGUGUUUUAUAAAAAGUAUAAAGCAGAGUUUUGUGAAUAUAUUUUUUAGUUAUGUUUAAGAAUACGUUUCAAAGCGGCUUCUUGUCCAUUUUGUACAGCAUUGGAAGCAAACCUUUACAAAUAUGGGAUAAGAAGGUGAGAAAUGGACAUAUAAAGCGGAUUACAGACAACGACAUCCAGUCACUGGUGCUUGAGGUGGAAGGAACCAAUGUCAGCACGACCUACAUCACAUGCCCUGCAGAUCCAAAGAAAACCCUGGGCAUCAAACUUCCCUUCCUGGUCAUGAUCAUCAAGAAUCUGAAGAAAUAUUUCACAUUUGAAGUUCAGGUGUUGGAUGAUAAAAACGUGCGGCGGAGAUUCCGAGCCAGUAAUUACCAGAGCACCACACGGGUGAAGCCCUUCAUCUGCACCAUGCCCAUGCGGCUGGACGACGGUUGGAACCAGAUCCAGUUCAACCUGUCCGACUUCACACGGAGAGCUUACGGCACCAACUACAUCGAGACACUGCGAGUACAGAUUCACGCGAACUGUCGCAUCAGAAGAGUGUACUUUUCUGACAGACUGUACUCGGAAGACGAGUUGCCGGCCGAGUUUAAACUCUACUUGCCGGUACAAAACAAAGCUAAGCAAUGACGAGGCACAUCUCAACCCUUCCUUCAUUCCAAACCUUUUUCCUCCCUCACCGGUUUUCCAUCCAGUCACAUGACUUUGUUUCGUUUAGUAUAGUUUUGCCCCUGUAUGUUUUUAGGCAGUGUAAGAAUAAAAAUGUUCUAUUACUGUAACGUGUACCCGGUGUCGAACACACGAAAGACGUCAUUGGCUUGACCAGCUUUAUUUCUGAACCGGAACAUCAGCUGCCACAAUGGAGUCAGUGCACCAGUAGGACCGUAGAGUUGUGUCUUUAAUUCCACAUUCGUUUUCAAACCUGUUCCAUGGUUUACGGUAAAGGUCACGGGCCGAAAAAUAGUGGUAUUUAUAGAAUUAUUCUGGUCUCCUCUCACUAAAAUAAACCUCUUAUAAAACCUAAUCUGUAUCAAAAAAUGUAAAGUGGAAAAGUCUGGAAUAGAAACACUGAUUUAUAUAAUGUUUCAAUCUUUCAAUUAAAGUCUAUUAAAUUAUCUUACAAAGUCA